AUGUUGACCGGUCGAAAUCUCCUUCCACAAAUUACGCGUGCCCUGAGACCGGCUCGAACAUUGACUGCGGGUGGGAAGCUACAAUUUCGGCCCGAUUCCGAUAAUGUUAAUCCACCAGCCGUCACGCAGCUCAGUGAAGAAGAAUUUGCUCUCAAGGAUACGGGUAAGCGAGCUCAAAGAAUUCAAUAUGUAUUUUGCAGUGAAGAAGUUCUCCAACGAUGUGAUCAGGCCGUUGGUCCGUGAAAUGGACGCCUCGUCGAAGAUGGACUCGCGUGUUAUCCGAGGGACCUUUGAUAAUGGGGUAAGAAUUGAUGAAUUUUCUGUUUUACAGGUUCAAAUUGCUCUGCGGUCAUUUUUGGCUUUAGUUUAGAUAGGGAUUCUCAUUAAAUUUGAUUGCUAACUGCAAAAAAUUUUCAGCUCAUGGGAGUCGAAAUUCCGGAAGAGUUUGGAGGAGCCGGUGCCCCUUUCUUUUCUGUCGUCCAGAUCGUCGAAGAACUUGCCAAAGUGGAUCCGUCCGUCUCCGUGUUUGUUGACGUCCAAAACACCCUGGUCGUCCCUCUGAUCCAGGAGUACGGCACUCAAGCCCAAAAGGAAGCCUACUUGACCAGACUCCAUAAAGAUUGGGUUGGCUGCUUCUGUCUGAGCGAAGCUGAAUCCGGCUCCGACGCUUUUGCUCUGAAAACCACCGCCAAGCCGGAUGGAGACGAUUUCCUCAUCAACGGCACCAAAUUGUGGAUCACCAACUCGAGCCACGCCGAGUUGUUCCUGGUUAUGGCCAAUGUGGAUCCGUCCAAGGGAUAUCGUGGAAUCACUUGCUUCUUGGUGGAAAAGACUGCCCCAGGAUUGAGUGUGGGCCGCCCCGAAGACAAAUUGGGCAUCAGAGCGUCGGCCACAUGCCCAGUUAACUUUGAUAAUGUCAGAGUACCCAAGUCGGCGGUUCUCGGAGAAGUUGGAAAAGGUGAGGAUAAAAUUUCAUUUGGGCAACGAGAGAAAAUGAAUUAUAGGUGUAUUAGUGCGCAACAAAUUGCACGUUACUUUUUGCUGAGUCGAAUUUUUACCCAAAAUUUCAUUUUCAGGCUACAAAAUGGCCAUCGAAUGUCUGAAUGCGGGUCGAAUCGGGAUUGGGGCUCAAAUGCUGGGACUAGCGGAGGGAUGCUUCGAACAGACCAUUCCCUACCUCCAAGAACGCAAACAGUUUGGCCAACGUCUCAUCGACUUCCAAGGAAUGCAGCAUCAGAUCGCGGAUGUGGCCACCGACAUUGAAGCCGCUCGCCUUCUCGUCUACAACGCCGCCCGUCUCAAGGGCUCCGGCCAACCCUACAUCAAGGAGGCUUGUAUGGCCAAACUCUACGCUUCGAAUGUGGCCACUAAAACAACCUCAAAAUGCGUGGAAUGGCUGGGCGGAGUGGGAUUCACCAAGGAAUUUCCCAUCGAAAAGUAUUACAGAGACUGCAAAAUCGGCACAAUUUACGAGGGAACCUCUAAUGUUCAACUCAACACCAUUGCCAAAAUCAUUGACAAUGAGUUUAAACAGUAG
Molecule: messenger RNA, 1537 nt
Organism: Bursaphelenchus xylophilus (pine wood nematode)
Lineage: Eukaryota; Metazoa; Nematoda; Chromadorea; Rhabditida; Aphelenchoididae
Source: the annotation of a GenBank genome assembly